Molecule: messenger RNA, 2546 nt
Organism: Camelina sativa (false flax)
Lineage: Eukaryota; Viridiplantae; Streptophyta; Magnoliopsida; Brassicales; Brassicaceae
Source: RefSeq, a predicted model, not a curated record
CUGCCCAUUCUGUCAAACCGUGCGUGUCCCAUCUUUAUUGAUUUUUUUCUGUUCUGAAAAACAAAAAAAACAAUAAAAAAGAAGAAGAAAAUAUCUGGAUGUGUUAUUCAGGUUUGUUCGAUUCAGAGAUAAGUGUUACAGUGUAAAAUCCCUGGAGAGAUAGAGAGAUACAGACAAGGAUAAGGGACGAGAGAAGUAACGAUUACUAUCUUUCUUCUAUUUUUGUUCGUUAUUACAACCUUUUCUUUUUCUUUUUGAGUUUCGUUUUUUCUCCCUCUUACCUUUUCUCCUCUUUCUCGCUCGAUUUCAAUUUGGGAGAGAAAGGAGCGGUCUUUUGUUUUUCCCAGGGUUUAUCACCAAAGAUUGCGUACCAAAGCUUGUAUCUUUUUUUUUGUUUUUUAACUUUCUGGGGUUGUGUAGAUCUCUCCUCUGUUAACUCAUCUGCAAAAAUGGUUGAGGCUUGUUCGAUGUACUGAAAAUUAGGUUUUUUUUUGUUCCUUUUCAUUCAGAAGCAAAUCUGGUUAUGUGUUUAGAGAAUAAAGUGCGAGACUUUUGACUUAUUCAGAGCUUGUUAGGGGUGAGUAGUGUGAAGGGUUUUUGUGCCAAAUAUGAUCAAACAGAUAUUUGGGAAAUUGCCUAGAAAGCCUUCGAAGUCUUUGCAAAAUGAUUCUAAUGGUGCAGGAGGGGUUAACUCUUAUUAUGCUCCCAAUUCCAGUAGUAGUAGUAGUAGUACUAGUUCUGUCUCGAAACCUUCUUCAAAAUCUUCAGCUUCUGGUUCACGUGUAGCUAAUGGAACUCUUGCUCCUAACUCAUUGAGCUCUAACAAGACUAAUCAAGGGAAGAAACCAUUGGGAGGAGAUGGUGUUGGUGGGGUUUAUGAGGAUUUGCCUAGCUUUAGAGAUGUUCCCAUGUCUGAGAAACCGAAUCUCUUUAUCGGGAAGUUGAGUAUGUGCUGUGUUGUCUUUGAUUUUAGUGAUCCUUCAAAGAACCUUAAACAGAAAGAGAUUAAACGGCAGACAUUGCUCGAGCUCGUUGACUAUAUCGCAUCGGUUGGUGUGAAGUUCAAUGAUGUCACGAUGCAAGAACUCACAAAGAUGGUAGCGGUUAAUCUGUUUAGAACGUUUCCUUCUGCGAAUCACGAGGGUAAAAUUCUUGAAAUGCAUGAUAUGGAUGACGAGGAGCCUUCGAUGGAACCAGCUUGGCCUCAUAUUCAAGUUGUGUAUGAGAUUCUGCUCAGAUUCGUAGCUUCUCCCAUGACUGACGCAAAGCUUGCAAAGAGAUAUAUUGACCAUUCCUUUGUCUUGAAGCUGUUAGACUUGUUUGAUUCCGAGGAUCAAAGAGAGAGGGAAUAUUUAAAAACCAUUCUGCAUCGGGUGUAUGGGAAGUUCAUGGUGCAUCGACCCUAUAUCAGGAAGUCUAUUAACAAUAUCUUCUACAGACUCAUAUCCGAGACUGAAAAGCACAAUGGUAUUGCAGAGUUGCUAGAGAUUCUUGGAAGUAUAAUUAAUGGUUUUGCUUUGCCUUUAAAAGAAGAGCACAAGCUCUUCCUUCUGCGAGCCUUGAUACCUCUGCACAAGCCGAAAUGUUCGUCGGUCUAUCACCAACAGCUUUCUUAUUGUAUAGUUCAGUUUGUAGAGAAGGACAUCAAGCUCGCUGAUACCGUUAUUAGAGGCCUUCUAAAAUAUUGGCCUGUGACUAACAGCUCAAAGGAAGUUUUGUUUCUUGGAGAAUUAGAAGAAGUCUUGGAAGCAACUCAAGCUGCUGAGUUUCAACGCUGUAUGGUCCCUUUAUUCCGACAAAUUGCUCGAUGUCUCAACAGUUCACAUUUUCAGGUCGCUGAAAGGGCAUUGUUUCUAUGGAACAAUGAUCACAUAAGAAACCUAAUCACACAGAACAAUAAAGUGAUAAUGCCAAUAGUCUUCCCAGCUCUUGAGAGAAACACGCGUGGACACUGGAACCCAGCAGUUCAGAGUCUGACCAUAAACGUGAGGAAAGUAUUCUGCGACAUUGACCAAGUUCUCUUCGACGAGUGUUUAGCCAAAUUCCAAGUAUCAGAAGAGAAUAAAGCAGAGGUUAAAGCGAAACGCGAAAGAACAUGGCAGUGCUUAGAAGAUUUAGCAACUUCAAAUACCAUUGUAACAAACGAGGCAGUACUGGUUCCAAGAUUUGUAUCCGCAGUCAAUCUUGCAAGCAGCUCUGAGUCCACAGGAAACCUAAUCACACAGAACAAUAAAGUGAUAAUGCCAAUAGUCUUCCCAGCUCUUGAGAGAAACACGCGUGGACACUGGAACCCAGCAGUUCAGAGUCUGACCAUAAACGUGAGGAAAGUAUUCUGCGACAUUGACCAAGUUCUCUUCGACGAGUGUUUAGCCAAAUUCCAAGUAUCAGAAGAGAAUAAAGCAGAGGUUAAAGCGAAACGCGAAAGAACAUGGCAGUGCUUAGAAGAUUUAGCAACUUCAAAUACCAUUGUAACAAACGAGGCAGUGCUGGUUCCAAGAUUUGUAUCCGCAGUCAAUCUUGCAAGCAGCUCUGAGUCCACAGGGUAG